Racocetra fulgida is the source of this 711-nucleotide messenger RNA. NCBI's taxonomy places the organism in Eukaryota, Fungi, Glomeromycota, Glomeromycetes, Diversisporales, Gigasporaceae. The record is from the annotation of a GenBank genome assembly.
AUGGAGGGGACGGGGGGAUUCGAACCCACGUGGAUUGCUCCAAACGGUUUUCAAGACCGCCGCUUUCAAGAAAUAACUAAUCUAGAUAUUGGCCAAGAAAAAUUAGAAGGUGAUUUAGAUUUAAGUGAUUUUGUAAAUUUAAAAGAGUUAGAUUGUUCCAAGAAUCAAAUUACUUCUCUAAUUCUACCUAAUAAGUUAACAUCGCUUUGCUGUUUGGAAAACAAAUUGUUUACGCUAGAUAUAAGCAAGUGUCUACAAUUGAGUGUGUUUGUUUGUGACCCUAGCAUAAAACCUUUUCAAUUAGUAGUUAAAAAAGUUCGAGCAGAAGAAAGAAAAAAAAUUAGUAACAUUUAUCAACAAUUAAAUACUCAACAACCUAACUUAGAGAAAAUUAAAAAAGAACUUUUAACAAUCCAAAUAGAGGAUAAAAAGAACGAAUUAGAAAGUUUAAAAAAUACUCUUAAAAGCAAAUUAGAUGAGAAUUCAACAGAAUGGUUAGAUACUUUUCUCGAAGCCCAAGUAGCAUUAGAACAAAAUGUUAUCACUUUUGUCCGAAAUCAGUUUAACAAGGCCAGAGGAAAGUUAAAAGAGAAAUUAAGCGAAGAGGAGGCGAGUAGUCUUUAUCAAUUACAAGCCGAAUUAAUUGACUUAAAAAAAGAAUUGGAGAAACAAGAAAGUGGUGAAAUGGAAGUAAAAAUAGAAGUUAAAUAA